Molecule: messenger RNA, 3624 nt
Organism: Rhagoletis zephyria (snowberry fruit fly)
Lineage: Eukaryota; Metazoa; Arthropoda; Insecta; Diptera; Tephritidae
Product: bromodomain-containing protein DDB_G0280777-like
Source: RefSeq, a predicted model, not a curated record
AUGGUAAUGGUAAUAAAGCAUAAUGGUAAUGGUAAUGAUAGUGGUAAAAGUAAUCGUAAUGGUAAUCGUAAGAGUAAUGGUAAUGAUAAUCGUAAUGUUAAUGGUUAUGGUAUUUACAAUCGUAAACAUAAUCGUAAUCAUUAUCGCCUCAGUGACGACAAGGAUAUUGAUUACGAUUACCACAAUCAUGGUCAUAAUCGUAAUCAUAAUCGAAAUCAUAAUCAUAAUCAUAGUCAUAAUCAUAAUUAUAAUCAUAAUCAUAGUCAUAAUAGUAAUCAGAAUCAUAAUCAUAAUAGUAAUCAGAAUCAUAAUCAUAAUCGUAAUCAGAAUCAUAAUCAUGGUCAUAAGCCUAAUUAUAAUCAUAAUCAUAGUCAUAAUCGUACUCAGAAUCAUAAUCAUAGUCAUAAUCGUACUCAGAAUCAUAAUCAUAAUCGCAUUCAUAGUCAUAAACAAAAUCAGAAUCAUACUCAUAGGCAUAAUCUUAAUCAUAAUCAUGCUCACCACACCGAAGUCAAAGUCAUAGUCAUAAUCAUAGUUCUAAUCGUAAUCGCAAUCAUAAUACAUAUUAAUCAUAAUCGUAGUCGUACUCAAAAAGCUUCCGAAUUGGGUUGGCCCUUAACACUGAUUAUCGUUUCGGUGAUUUCGGCGUUGCUGGGCGCAAUCAUCAUGGUGACGGUUGUACGCUGCCGAAGAAAAAAGCCGUCGAACAACCGUAAUGAAACGCACGUGCAAUGGUGGUCACGCAACAAGCGUUCGAAUGGCAGCAAUAACAACAAUCACUUGCGACGUAGCAAUAUUUAUACAGCACACCCAGCUGAUAGUAUACGUGGCCUGCAACAGCCAUCGCUUUCGGCGGCCUCAUCGCUUACCACAAUGACCGCAAUGGGCGCAUCAGCGGCACCCCUCCAUUCCGCUGCGGUCACACCGAAUGCAACACAGCCGCCACAGUUGCCACACCAACAACAACAGCAGCAGCAGCAGCAGCAACAACAACAACAGCAACAGUACUACCACCAUCCAUAUCAUCAACAUGCGCUUCAAAGCUCGCUACACCGCAGCCUAAGCGGACAACAUCAACGCGCGCCCGACUACGAAUACGAGCAUGAAUACCAUCAACCACAGGAAUUGCAAUUACAGCUGCAGCACCAACGCCAACACAGUUCGUCUAUGUCAUCGGUGUCCGAUUCGCCGACAUUGCCGGUGGCAAAUAGCAACAAGCCGAGGCCAAUGCAAUUGCAACAUCAGCCGCUGCAACACCACCAUCAACAACAGCAGCAGCAGCAGCAGCAGCAGCAGCAGCACGGUACACUCAGCAGUGUGGCCGAUGGUGUGACAGUGGGCUUUGGUGGCGGUAUGGUUGGUGGUGUGAGCCGUCGUGGUGCGUCUGAAUUGUGUGACGAUUCGUCAUGUCGGUGGCCCAACGCAACAAUUGUGGUGGCCAGCUGAGUAGAAGCGUACAAGUGCAAUAGGCCGGCGACGUUGAGUGGCGCAAUGACGUUGCUGCCAGUGAAUCCAUAUCGGGAUCAUUAUCAGAAAUACCAGCAACAGCAGCAGCAGCAGCAGCAGCUUCAGCAGCAGCGUGUUGUCGUCGAGCCAUCGGAAUUUGUAUGGACGAAAUCAUGCAGCUCCGAACAGCUGAAGAAUGACUGGAUAUGGCAUUGAGUGCAGCUAUAGGGGUAUGAGGAUGACGAUGCAAUGAGCGGUGAAAUUUUGUAAGCAUUAAGCAUAGACAAAGGAUCGUAUGGUCGCAACGAGUAAACUUUAAGUAAUACACAUACAUACAUACAUACAUAUGUAUGAAUGUGUAUGUAGUUGAACUUUUGGGGCAUUGCUAGGGAUAACAAAAUCAAGUGAGUUGUGCUAUCAAUGUGACAAUCGUGUAAAAAGGCCGGCUUGGGUUUAUGUAUACGUCGGUUCCGGAAAUGUGCCGCAAGGAGUGAAAAUAAUGAAAACAGUUUUGAUAAUUGAAUUUAACCAACAUUCGUUGCGGUUUAAAAAUCUAGUCCUAUUAAAAGCUUCCCUAAAUAUCUGAUCCUUUUUCUUCUUCAGUUGUACGGUUACUCAAAGAAAUAUACAUUUUGAGCUAUUUAGAUCUGGUCUGAAAGAUAUUGUGGCUAUUUGUACAUAUUCUACAUUUCUAUAUUCUACAAAAAAAAAACGAAAAAAGCUUUCGCAAAUCAUUGCCUCGCAUGACCACCAGAACGCUUUUACAUAACUCUUCUUUCCUUUGAAUUAGUUAUUCAAAAAAACUUGGUCUUUAGACCCAAAAUUAGUUUCAUUAUUGAGGCAUUUUAAAGUGCUCUUUUAGGCCUGCAUACCUGCAUGCAUACUGAAGUUUAAAAUUAAAUUUUAUGAAGUUAUUAAAUGAAUUUUUUUUUUUAAUUUCGCCGAUAAGUUUAAAACCCAAGGUUUACUUUUUAUGUUGCUUGAUAACAAUUAUUGGUCAACAUUUAUUUUUUUUCUUGCUUGAUAACAGUUAUUAUCCAACGUUUAUAUUUUAAGUUGUAAGAUAAAAACAUUAACGAAAACGGAGAUGGAAAAGAAGAUAAAAAUGAUGAAAAUAAAAGAAGAGUAAAUAAGUGUUAUCAGACAAGGUAAAAAUAUACGUGGAGUAAUAACUGUUAUCAAGCAAGGAAAAAAGUAAAGGUUGGGAAAUAACUCUAAUUGACGACAGAAAACAAAUUUAUCCUGCAUAACAGUUAUGAGGAACGGAAAAGGUUAACUCUUAUUCGCGAAAUAAAAAAUAUUUCUCAUCUAGUAGCUGUUAGGGAGCUGCGUUUUUCAGAUAAAACUUAUGACUGUUAUGUCGCUGCUAAAUACAGCUCCUUCGCAUUGAGACUACAAGAGUCAGGAGAGUACUUUUUUUUGAAAUAUUAUUCUCUCUGGGGUCGAUUGGGUCGAUUUUAAAUGGAAUAGUAACAACAACGAGGCUAGACUUCAAUAAGGAUAUGUCAAUGAGGUUCAGACUCACUACAGAGAGUAGUGCGCAGCAAGUGGUCUUUAGCAGAAAAAUGUAUGACGGAAUGCUGCUCAACAUCUACGGUCUAGUAGGUUAAACUGGAAAACUUUUAUGUCGCAAUUUUGACUCGUUUAUUUAUUCGGUUACUGCUCAACAGUUCCGCUGUCUUCUUUUUGGCUAAUACAUGGUUAGUGCUACAGUCGUCCGGCAACUAAAAGAACUUACCAUGAUCGAGCUCUGCGCAAAACACCGCCGCACCUAGACCCUUGUCCAUCUAUUAAACCAUCUCACGCCAGCCUUCGACCUCUAUAAUUGCUGCGAAAUUCAUCUAGAUCCAUAAUCAGAAGUCAAUUCUUUCAGAAAGAGUUGACGCUAUACCAUUGUAACUGUAGGAUCUGGAUGCGAACUUUGCCGUAGCAAUAAGCCUGGCGGCAGUUUUAACGCUAUAUUCCUGGCCGACAGUUCCGCUGACGGAAGAUGCAACGAGGUUAGUCUAAAUAAAAGAAGAAUAAGCUCUUCUGAUAACAUUUAUUUUUCUGAGAGCAACAGCUGAAUGCUCGUGCUAUAUACUGUAUAAACCCUGCUCCUAUAAUUGGAUCGUAAAUAAUAGAAUUCGUUCGUAAAGCUUUAGUAUGAAAUUUCGAAAAAAGGUAGACGAUUUUAGA